Rotaria sp. Silwood2 is the source of this 600-nucleotide messenger RNA. NCBI's taxonomy places the organism in Eukaryota, Metazoa, Rotifera, Eurotatoria, Philodinida, Philodinidae. The record is from the annotation of a GenBank genome assembly.
AUGAUCUCAUCGACACUAUCAAAUUGGUAUAUUGAUCACUACAUAGGAGAAGAGUACCUGUGGAAACUCACUCUCACCCUAUUGCCACGUUCAUAUGCAAAUAGUACUUGCGUUUGUGGCUCUAGCUCAGCAUGUUCAUCACCGGCAUUUAUCGAGGGAUGGUUUGUUCCCGGAUUUCGAGUUGGUUGUAAUCCAAUUGAAUCUCUUCUACAAUCUACUCUUGAAUGUCUCUAUGAUGUAACAUGUAUAGACAAGAUCAAACCAAACAAUUUCACAUCAGACGUGACUUUUCGAGCUCUUAAUUUGACACGAUCAUCAUCCAGUGUUCUUGUUCAGUCUCUAGUGGAUAUUGUUAUGGUCGAACAAUGGAAUGUAAACGUCUUGUAUGAAUAUUACUAUAGAGCAUGUGCUCCUCUUUACUGUACUUAUUCACUGAGCAAGCGGUUCGGUAAAUUCUAUGUUUUUACUACCAUUAUCGGUCUUUCUGGUGGGUUGACUGUUAUACUUAAACUUACCGUUCCACUUGCAGUGAAAUUUGCACGAUAUAUUGUUAUGUAUCGCCGAAGACGAGUUCGGUCAACAGUUACUGUAAUUGCAUAA